CUGGAGGAGCAAGGGGAGAGUGUGGUUGAGCCUCUGUACUGGUCUGCAGUGAAGAAGAUAGUGGCGGGGUACAUCCAGGCCAACGACCUCCAGAGGGGCAAGUGGAUCACAUGUGAUGAUGCGUUACAAGCUCUCUGCGAUACUGAUAGUACCACGCAGGCCCAGUUCUACUACACCCUUGCCACGCACUACCCCGUUAAGAGCUCUGUUAAAGUGCCCCGGAGGCUGCUAAAGCGGCAGGCAGAGGAGGAGGCAGCUAAGAUGCGAGGGGGAGACAAGGAGAAGGGGAAGGGGACACGUGGCGGAGGAGGAGGGGAAGAGGGAGGAGAGGAGGAAGGAGGAGGAGGAUGGAUGGGACAAGGAUUGGAGUUCAAGGGAGGGAGUGACGCAAGAGCAGGAGAUGGCAGAAGAAGAUGCUGAUGGGCAAAUGAAGAAUGCUAAAAGGCAGCAGCGUCGGCAGCAGCAGGACGAGGAGGCAUACAUUCAAGAGUUUGACGCAAGGCCUAACCCAGAGCCGAGCCCGGGACGCAAGAGGAAGCGCGGCCGCCCUCCAAGGCCUCCCGGGAGGAACCUCCCACCACAGCCCGAGCCCUUGAUACCGCUCCCACUGCUGCAGCACCUCACUACACCGAUCCGUUCGCCUCUGACCCUUUCUCCUCUCAUCCAGACGCCCCGGAAGUCACAGACCCCUUUGCCUCCCCCCACGCUCCCCCCCCUCCCCCUCCUCCGCCUGCUCCCCUGGGCCCGGAGUGCGGUUACGCGGCGGUAACCCUGGCGAAUCUGGGCGUGAUUUUCCUCAAGAGGAGUCAGCUGGAGGGGCUGCUGGCGGACGAGCAGUUCGACCAGAAGGUGGUGGGCACGUUCGUGCGGAUCAAGGUGCCCAGCCCCGCCAACCAGACAGAGGCCUGCUACCGACUCGUGAGGGUCACAGGCUGCACGAGCCAGACCGACAUGUACCCCGUGGGCAAGGGGCUAACCAACCGCGUGCUGCUCAUCAUGAACCUCAAGACGCCUGAGGCCACCACCAUCGACCUCGUCUCCAACUCCGAGUUCACCGAGGACGAGUGUGCGAAGCUGCGGCAGUACAUGAAGUGGGGGCUCGUGGAUCGACUCACCGUGGACGAGGUGGUUGCCAAGGAGAACGAGCUGCACGAGCUCAAAGUCAACGAUUGGUUGGAGUCGGAGCGAGUGAAGCUCACCAAUCUCAGGGACAGGGCGAGCGAGCGAGGAUCCAAGAAAGAAUAUCCUUCUGCAGCGAUGCGAUGCUACUCCUGCCCUUUCCUUUCUCUCUUAUCCCCUACCCUACCCCUCUUGCCUUUCGUUUGCUCCCCUACCCUGCCACUCUCCCUCCUCCUUCUUACCCUUCCUUCUCUCAACCACUCUUCAUUCUUGCCUCUCCCCUUGCGCUACUCUAUCCUUUUCUCAUGCCUUUUAAGGUUGCCAUUCCCUACUUUUGAACAACCAGAACAAGCCAGCCUUCCUGUCCUGUGUGCUCCUUAUGGUGUUGUGUACUUAAUUCUUAUAUCCUCUGCUCUCCCCUCUCCCUUAGUUCGCUCUUUCCUUCUCCACUCCGCUUUCCACCGGUGACCCUCCUGCACCCACCUCUCCCUUUCCCGCAUCCAAAGUUUCCCCCCGCGUUCUAAUUCCAAACUCUCAUGCUUUUCCUUAACCAAAGGACCACCCAUCACCUGCCAACCCUUGACCCGGAAUCCGCUGCUGUCUGAACCCUGACCCCUCGCCACGCAAUGGGAGCGCGUGCAAGCAUUGAAGGAGCUGGAUAAGCCGGCCUUCCGAGCCAAGAAGAUGGCCGAGUACCCGACCAUCGAGGCGGACCCCGACUUGAUGCACCUAUCGACUGGUGACUCGGAUGACGAAGGGAAGAAGAAGAGCUCAGACCCCUGGAGCCAGGUCUCCCCCCAUUCACGACUGAGGGGGGGGAGAGGAGGGGGGGAGAGAGUCGAGGGUACCUUCAGCGACACACACCAGCAGCAAAACCUGCAGCAGCAGCAGCAGCAGCAGCAGCAGCAGCAGCAGCAGCGGGAGGCAGAGUUAGAAUCCGCCUGGCGAACACAACUGUCCCAGCUGGAGCAGCAGCAGCUGUGGCACUACCGCGACCCCCAGGGGGACCUGCAGGGGCCCUUCUCCCUGGCCCGCCUGCGCGGAUGGCUGCCCCUUAACGUGUUCCCCGCUGAUCUGCACGUGUGGCGCGCGGGGCAGGGCCAGGAGCAGGGGGUUCUGCUGGCGGAUAUUGCUGCGGGGAAGGUGGACCCGUUUCUGCCGGAAAAGCAGCAGUUCUGGGCUGCUGCCGGUGGUGCUGCUGGUGCUGGUGCUGCUGGUGCGGGUGGUGGCGGCGUUGGUGGUGGUGUUCCAAGCGCGGCUGCUGCUGCUGCAGGCGCUUUUGGUGGCGGCGGCAGUGUUGGGACAGGGUUGGCAGCAGCAGGAAUUGGGGCAGCACCAGGGGCAGCAGCAUUUAGUGUGCCUAGCGGUGGGGGAGUGGGGCUUAUGGCACCUGAGGCUCCUCACGUCUCUCACGCGUCGCACAUUCCCCAGGCUCCCCAGGUUUCCCAACCGUAUGCUGGUGUGGGGCAGCAGGGCAUGCCUGUUGCCCCUUGGGAGGUUUGGGGGCGGUGGAAGUGGGGGAGGAGAGGGUGAUCGCUUUGUGUGCCGGUUCUUUGCCAGAGGGUUUUGUCGGAAUGGGUCUAGUUGCCGCUUCAAGCAUUAGAGCGAGACAUCAUGAUUUUUUAAAGAGAAUUCUUAGCGUAAUCAUAGGUUUAGGAUAACAGUGUGACAUAAGGUCAUCUUGGCGCUGGUUGAUUGAAAGUGACUAGUUUGGGAGUGUUAGAUGUAAAUUGCAC
Messenger RNA from Closterium sp. NIES-67, 2855 nucleotides. The record is from the annotation of a GenBank genome assembly. Lineage: Eukaryota; Viridiplantae; Streptophyta; Zygnematophyceae; Desmidiales; Closteriaceae.